ACUUUUCUAACAAGACCACUGUCUUUUCACCACUUCAAGUAAACUCCAUCAUUAAGGGAGAAGUUCGCUAAUUCUGGUGUUCUAAGGAAGUUCUCCUCCCUCUACAAUCGGGUACAUAACUAUUUUUGGUUACAACUUUUGGUGAUUCAAUCAGCAGCAGAAGAUGGAGAUUGGGCAAAGAAACGACUAUAUCAGUCCUCACUGGAAAAGGGAUCCGUCUUUCAUAGAAGGGCCAGAUUCUGCAGGAUCAUUUAGUAUUCCGGUCCGAGCUUUGAACAUCGCAUGGGGAAGAGACCAUCGUUACUGGCGAUGGAUUACGCUUGGCGAAGACGAAAAUAGGUCAGUUGGCUUUGAGGAAGCUGUAUUACUCGAUCAAGUGAACUGGUUUGAAGUGACUGGAAUGUUGGACAUUCCAUGCUUGAACUUGGCCGUGCACACCACCUAUAGACUAUACUAUGUAGUAAAGUUCUUGCCUGGUGCAUUUGGGUGGCAUACGGCCGAUGUCAAAUUCAUGGUGAAGUUCAAAAAUACUCAGGAGAUCAUGUCUACUGAGCUCAUCAUACUGGAGACCUACAAGAAGCAACCUGAUCAGUGGCAUGAGAUACCUGGUGGUAAACCCUUUGUUGUUAACAAUGAAGUUCUAAUCACUACCGUUGAGUUUGGAAUGUUUGAAGUGGAAACUGAUUGGUGGAAGGGUGGCAUGGUACUUGGAGGGGUCAAAGUUAAACCAGACAACCCUCCUGCCACAGAGCUGCAAUAAAUAAGAGUCUUUACUAUUGUUCUUAUCAUCAUUUUUUCCUUUUUUGGAGAGAAGGAAAUGGAUAAGAUUUGAGGAAUAUUGAGCUAUGUUGCAGUCGUUCCUUCUCUUCCAAGGCCUUGGAAUGUGUUUAUUUGUUUAUUCUCGGGUCAAGCCGGACACCAUCUCAAUAUUUGUGUAUGCGCAUGCUUGAAAAAAUCAUGUGCUGUUGUUAUGGUUUCCAGACAUCCUACCUUGCUGCUUCCAGGACAUCUAACCAAUUCU
Messenger RNA from Coffea eugenioides, 1021 nucleotides. Its product is annotated as protein PHLOEM PROTEIN 2-LIKE A5-like. The record is from RefSeq and is a predicted model, not a curated record. NCBI's taxonomy places the organism in Eukaryota, Viridiplantae, Streptophyta, Magnoliopsida, Gentianales, Rubiaceae. The transcript has 3 exons. The coding region runs from base 164 to 760 and encodes 198 amino acids.